Messenger RNA from Ctenocephalides felis (cat flea), 1254 nucleotides. Its product is annotated as dynactin subunit 2-like. Lineage: Eukaryota; Metazoa; Arthropoda; Insecta; Siphonaptera; Pulicidae. The record is from RefSeq and is a predicted model, not a curated record. Bases 72 to 1208 code for a protein of 378 amino acids. Gene Ontology annotation, cellular component: cytoplasm; dynactin complex; centrosome. The transcript has 7 exons. Gene Ontology annotation, biological process: mitotic spindle organization.
GUCAAAUUUAUUCCUGUUUUCUGCAGUUUUAUAAAUAAAUUUGAAAACAAUCUAAUAGUCCUUGGUUUGCAAUGGUUAAUCCGAAAUAUGCAGAUUUACCAGGAAUUGCUUACGAUCAACCUGAUGUUUACGAAACAAGUGAUUUACCAGAGGUAGACCAAUCAGAAAACUUAUAUGAUGAAGACCCAGAAAAUGAAUGCAUUGAAAGGCUUCAUAUUUCAGCAAAAGAUGCCUUUUCUAAAUUCAGAGGAAAAUAUCUCACUGGUAAUGUAGAUUUUUCUGAUCGGCUCAGUAAACGAAUUAGAACUGGUUAUGAUGCAAGAUCUGGGGAAUGGGAACUUGCCGCAGAGGGAGAGAAGGAGACUCCUUUUCAAAAGUUUCAUAGGCUGCAGUGUGAAACUCGUGAACUUUUUGAAGAGUUAACUGUUUUGCAGCAAAAUGAAAAAGAUGUGAAUAAGGGAACUUAUGAAGACAUGGUCGCCCACGUUGCAGCUUCUCAAAAAUUAAUUGAAAGUUUGCAGCUCCAAGAAGACACAAAUCCAAAGCAGAUAACUAAUUUAAACAAACUCAAUGAACAGAUUAAACAACUUCAACUAAAUGAAGCAAACAAAACUCCUGAGACAAGUAGCAAGUCAAAAAAGGAAAGUACUUUGAUGAUUUCAACUAAAAUUGCAGACUUAAUGCAAAGAUUACAUGAACUAGAAAGUAAAGUGGGAGUAACACCAGAACGUUUAUCGCGUUUGAUGCUGGCAACCGGACGAAAUACUUUAAUGGAGGCUGCUCAAGUUCUGAGUUCACGAGUUUCAAUGCUGCAAUCUCCCCAAUUAGACCAAAUAGAUAUGAGAUUAGGUUUUAUUGGCUCAAAAAUGGAUUCUAUAAUAACUCAACAAGGAGGGGCUCAAGCUGCAGAAAAGGAUCAGAAGAUAAUUGAGUUGUAUGAUCAUAUUAAAAAAUCAGAAGACAUUUAUCAGUUAGUUCCAGAUCUUUUAGAAAGAAUGCAAGCUCUGACUGAAUUGCACAAAGAAGCAAGUAACUUUACGAAGUCCCUAGCAGAACUAGAAACACUACAAAAAACUAUUACAACAGGUGUGCAAAACAACAAAGCACUUCUACAAGGUGUUCAAGAAGUUUUUGCUUCGUCCUUACAAAAUAUAAAUACAGAAAUUGCAAAGUUGGAUGAACGAUUGAACAAGAUUUCAAAAAAAUAAUUUUAUAAUAAUCUGCCUGUUUUUAAUACUAUUACUAUUUAUUACU